AUGGGAGCACAACACCGUUUCGAGCCAAUUUCUAGAUGCAGCACCGAGGGAAGAUCAAGCCAAACCGUGGCAGCAGACCUUGAUGGCACACUCCUUGUGUCACGCACUGCCUUCCCUUAUUACAUGCUUGUUGCAAUUGAAGCCGGCAGUCUUCUAAGAGGCCUAGUUCUGUUAGCAUCCGUCCCGUUCGUCUAUUUCACCUACCUGUUUUUAUCAGAGACCAUAGCAAUCAAAACCUUCAUCUUCAUUACACUUUCUGGCCUUAAAAUGAAGGACAUUGAGAUGGUGGCAAGGUCUGUGCUACCCAAGUUUUAUGCUGAAGAUGUUCAUCCAGAGACUUGGAGAGUUUUCAAUUCAUUUGGCAAGCGUUACAUAGUCACAGCCAAUCCCAGAAUUUUGGUUGAGCCUUUUGUCAAAAACCUCUUGGGUGCUGAUAAGGUUCUCGGCACUGAAUUGGAGGUGUCAAAAUCUGGGAGGGCAACUGGGUUUGUGAAAACACCAGGUGUUCUUGUUGGAGAGCUCAAAAGAGAGGCCAUUCUCAAGGAGUUUGGUACAAACUUGCCUGAUUUAGGCCUGGGAGAUAGAGAGACUGAUCAUGAUUUCAUGUCCCUUUGCAAGGAAGGGUACAUGAUCCCAAGAACCAAAUGCGAGCCAUUGCCAAGAAACAAGCUUCUAAGCCCAAUCAUAUUUCAUGAGGGCAGAUUGGUCCAAAGACCUACCCCCAUAGUUGCCCUAUUGACCUUUCUUUGGAUGCCAAUUGGUAUUCUUCUCUCCCUCCUUAGAGUCUACACAAACAUCCCAUUGCCUGAGAGAAUUGCAAGAUACAACUAUAAACUCCUGGGAAUUAACCUAAUUGUUAAGGGCACCCCUCCCCCUGCCCCCAAGAAAGGUCAAAGCGGGGUCCUAUUCAUUUGCAACCAUCGUACGGUUUUAGACCCCGUUGUCACAGCAGUUGCAUUAGGAAGAAAAAUCAGCUGUGUCACAUAUAGCAUAAGCAAAUUCACUGAACUGAUUUCUCCGAUCAAGGCCGUGGCUCUGUCUAGGGAGAGAGAGAAAGAUGCUGCAAAUAUCAAGCGUUUGCUGGAGGAAGGAGACUUGGUGAUUUGCCCUGAAGGCACCACUUGCAGAGAGCCAUUUCUGCUGAGGUUUAGCGCCCUGUUUGCAGAGCUUACUGACAGAAUUGUGCCUGUUGCCAUUAACACAAAGCAAAGUGUGUUUUAUGGGACGACAGUUAGAGGGCACAAAUUGCUGGACCCUUAUUUUGUGUUCAUGAACCCUAUGCCUACUUAUGAGAUCACCUUCUUGAACCAGCUGCCUGCAGAGCUCACUUGCAGAGGAGGGAAAUCUGCCAUUGAAGUUGCAAAUUAUAUUCAGAGGGUUUUGGCUGGGACUUUAGGUUUUGAGUGCACCAAUUUGACCAGGAAGGACAAGUAUGCUAUGAUGGCAGGGACAGAUGGCAGAGUUUCAUCACCCAACAAAGAAAAGGAAAAGGAAAAGGAAAAGGAAAAGCCAAAGGCCUAA
Molecule: messenger RNA, 1521 nt
Organism: Prunus armeniaca (apricot)
Lineage: Eukaryota; Viridiplantae; Streptophyta; Magnoliopsida; Rosales; Rosaceae
Source: the annotation of a GenBank genome assembly